AUGGGGCGGGGGCUGCGCCUGGCGCUGCUGGCAGCCCUGCUCUCCGGGCUGGGUUCUCAAUUGUUAUUGCACAUCACAGCUCCACAGAGGAUAUCCUCAAAUAUAACUGGAGAUCUGGACCAAGUGUCCUAUGUCAUUACAAUAGAAGGGACACCGUAUACUCUUCACCUGAAGCAACAACUAUUUUUAUCUGAUGAUUUCAGGGUUUAUACUUACACCAAAGGGGGGGCUGUUCAUUCUGAUUUCCCACAUAUUAAGGAUGAUUGCUACUACCAAGGGUAUAUUGCAGGCUUUCCCAAUUCACUUGUGACACUCAGCACCUGCUCUGGGCUCAGAGGGCUAUUGCAGUUUGAGAAUGCUAGCUAUGGAAUUGAACCCUUGGAUUCUUCACCUGGGUUUGAGCACAUUAUUUAUCAAAUAAAGAAUGAAAACACUCAGAGUCCACUUUUUGCAAACAACUACACUGAUAUAGGGAGAGAAAAGGUGACAGGAAAGGUGUCUUACAAGCUGCAUACAGAUAUUGAAGUGAGUGCCGCUUUUUAUCAUAAUGGUAGAGAUUAUUCAAUGUCAGAUGUCACUAAAUCCCCCAGAUACCUGGAAAUCGAUGUCAUUUUGGACAAGGGUUUGUACAACUAUCUGGGUUCAGACAAGGAUCUUAUAACAGAAAAAAUAGUCCAGCUUCUUGGAUUUGUCAACAGUAUGUUUACCCCCCUUAAUAUGACAAUUGUACUGUCUUCUUUGGAGUUUUGGACAGAUAAUAAUAAAAUUCGUACAACAGGGGAAGCUGAUGAGAUACUACAAAGAUUUUUACAAUGGAAAGAAUCUUACCUUGUUCUACGGCCACAUGAUAUGGCAUAUUUAUUUGUUUACAGGGACCACCCUAGUUAUGUAGGGGCAACAUUUGCAGGAAGGAUUUGUCUCAGAAACUAUGCUGGAGGAGUUGCCUUGUAUCAAAGGGCUGUAACACUGGAGACAUUUUCAGUCAUCAUUGCACAGCUGCUGGGGCUUAGCCUGGGAAUAACAUACGAUGAUUCUAGGGACUGUCAGUGUCCAGGAUACACCUGCAUAAUGCACACCAAAGCAGUACUUUCCAAUGGAGUAAAACCCUUUAGCAGCUGCAGCAUUAGAGACUUCAAAAGUUUUAUAAAACAUAGGGGAGGAGACUGCCUCUCUAACAGGCCCUAUUUGAAUACGUCCUACAAGAGGGCUUCAGUCUGUGGCAAUCGUAUUGUGGAAAGAGGAGAGCAGUGUGACUGUGGCUCAGCACAGGUUAGUACUCAAUACCAGAAAGAGUGUGCAAAAGAUAAAUGCUGCACUAACAAAUGUAGACUUAAGCCAAGAGCAAAGUGUGGUACUGGAUUAUGUUGCCAAAACUGUAAGUUUAAGGCAAAGAAUAAGAAAUGUAGACCCACGGCUGAUAGUCAGUGUGAUCUCAAUGAGUACUGCAAUGGGUCAUCUGCAUUCUGUCCAACUGAUCUUUAUGUUCAGAAUGGACACAGAUGCGAACACAAUACUGCCUAUUGUUACAAAGGACGUUGCCAGUCUCCUGAUAUAGAGUGUCAGAGGAUCUAUGGAAAAGGUUCUAAAAAUGCUCCUCUUGCAUGUUAUGAAGAAAUCAAUAGUCAAACAGAUAGGUUUGGACACUGUGGGAAUGAUCCGAAGAAAGGAUUUCGAACCUGUAGUUGGAUGUAUGUUUUUAAGGAAAAAACAUAUUUAUUUUCUGCUUUCCUCUACUGUAUGGUGCAAAUGUUUACUAUCCGUUCAGGCUACUUUAAUUUCUUUAUAAAAUUUCCAUUUAGUCUCAGGUGUUCUGUAUACAUUAGCCUUGGCCAUUCUCAAAGAACGUGCACUGUCACAUGUAUCAUUUUAUUUUCCUCUGCUAUUGAAUUUUAUAGGGAUGUCACAUGUGGAAAGUUAGUUUGUACAUAUCCAAGUCGCAUUCCAUUCACUAAAGAAAAAGCUGCUAUCAUUUAUGCUCAAGUGCGCGAGCAUGUAUGUAUAUCUUUAGAUUAUAUGAAGCCACCCACAGAGAAUGACCCUCUACUGGUUAAAGAAGGCACAAAGUGUGGGCCUGGUAAAGUUUGUAUAAACCGCACAUGCCAGUUUUAUGCAGUCCUGGGAUAUGAUUGUAAUCCACAAGUAAAAUGCAAUGGUCAUGGAGUAUGCAACAAUAAGAAACAUUGUCAUUGUAAUCCUGGCUGGAAUCCUCCAGAUUGCACAAUGAAAGGCUCUCCAGUAGGGGGAAGUAUUGACAGUGGGCUUCGAUUUUUGGACUCUGAUAUGAUCUUAGAAAGAGCUUCCCAAAACACUUUGAAGAAUUGGCUGCUGCUAAGUUUCUGUCUCUUUCUGCCUGUCCUUGUUGGUUUUAUCAUCAUGAUUGUAAAAUGGAAUGAUUUGAGUAGAUUCUGCUCAAAGGAGGAGGACUCACAAACCGAUGAAUCAGAAGACUUGAGCCUGUCAGACAAUCGAAGUAUGUAGGUAAUAGCAGAGACCUGAAGACUAAAAUGGACCAAGCAUAAACCGAAGCUAGGAAGAGAAGGCUGAGAUCCUGGUUCUUGGGAAGAAAAAAUGAGACUAGAUUAUAGUUGCAGUGAUGUAUUUUAUAAGCUGUUUUGCUUUUGUGAAUAAAAUAUAGCUUGUCCAUAAA
Chrysemys picta bellii (western painted turtle) is the source of this 2647-nucleotide messenger RNA. The record is from RefSeq and is a predicted model, not a curated record. NCBI's taxonomy places the organism in Eukaryota, Metazoa, Chordata, Testudines, Emydidae.